CGCGCCACUGCGCACUCGCGGGAGGGCGGUACCACGGCGCUGCGACAUGGGGGGGCGCGGAGCAGACGCCGGAAGUAGCGGAGGGACGGGUGCCCCCGAGGGGUACUCAGCGCCGGCCGCCUCCGCCAGAGCCGCGGCCAAAGCCAAGGCCCGAGGGGGUGGGCGUGGCGGCCGCCGGAACACGACGCCCUCCGUUCCCUCUCCUCGCGGAGCGGCGCCGCGUCGCUCGUCUCCAUCGGCUGCCAUGAGCGAGCGCCUCCGCCCCAGAAAAAGGAGAAGGAAUGGCAGUGAAGAAGACCACCAUCUCCCCCCACAGACCAAAAGGAGCAGUAGAAAUCCUGUCUUUCACGAUUCUUGGGACACAGAGACAAUAGAAACGAUGUUAGACAAAAAGCAAAUUCUAGCAAUUUCCUUAUUUGAGUUCAAAAUGGUUCGUAAAGCAAUGGAGACAACUCUCAACAUCAGCAGUGCAUUUGGCCCAGGAACUGUAAUGAACGUAUAGUACAGUGGUGGUUCAAGGAGUUUUGGAAAGGACGAGAGAGCCUGAAGAUGAGGAGCGCAGUGGCCGGCCGUGGGAAAUCGACAGCGGUCAGCUGAGACCAUCGUGAAAGCUGAUCCUCUUACGGCUACACAGGAAGUUGCCCAAGAACUCAACGUUGACGAUUCUAUGGUCAUUUGGCAUUUGAAGCAAACUGGAAAGGUGAAAAGGCUCGCUAAGUGGGUGUCUCAUGAGCUGAUUGAAAAUGAAAAAAAUCGUAGUUUUGAAAUGUCAUCAUCUCUAAUCCUGUGCAUCAACAGUGAACCAUUUCUCAAUCAGAUUGUGACGUGUGAUGAAAGGUGGAUUUUAUACAACAACGGCAACGACCAGCUUAGUGGUUAGACCGAGAAGAAGCUCCAAGACGCUUUGCAAAGCCAAUCUUGCAUCAGAAAAAGUGGUGGUUACUGUUGGGUGGUCUGCUGCUGAUCUGAUCCACUACAGCUUUCUGAAUCCCAGCGAAAACAUUAUGUCUGGGAAGUAUGCUCAGCAAAUUGAUGAGAUGCACCAAAAACUGCAAUGCCUGCAGCUGGCAUUGGUCAACAGAAGAGGCCCAGUUCUUCUCCAUGACAAUACCUGACCACAUGUCAUGCAACCAAUGCUUCACAAGUUGAAUGAAUGGGACUAGGAAGUCUUGCCUCAUGUGCUGUAUUCACCUGACCUCUCCCCAACCAACUGCCACUUCUUUGUGUCUUGACAACUUUUUGCAGGGAAAACUCCCACAACCAGCAGGAGGCAGAAAAUGCUUUCCAGGAGCUAGUCGAAUCCCGAAGCAGGGAUAUUUAUGCAACAGGAAUAAGCAAACUGAUUUCUCGUUGGCAAAAAUGUGUUGCUUGAAAUGGUUCCUAUUUUGGUUAAUAAAGAUGUGUUUGAGCCUAGUUAUACUGAUUUAAAAUUCAUGGUCCGAAACCAUAAUUACAUUUGCACCGACCCGAUAACUUUUUAAAAGAUCCAUUCAAACUGGAGGAACACUCCUUUCAAAAGUGUUAGAAGUGUUAGUCACUCAGUUGUGUCUGACUCUUUUUGACCCCCUGACCUGGGGCCCACCAGGCUCCUCUGUGGAAUUUCCCAGGCAAGAAUGCUGGAGUGCGUUGCCAUUUCCUUCUCCCGGGGAUCUUUUCAACCCAGGGAUUGAACCUGGGUCUCCCACAUUGCAGGCAGAUUCCUUUAUCGACUGAACCACCAGGGAAGGCUCGCUGUUCAAGUUCUUGAAAUAUUUGUGAUGCGUUGCAUCAGCUCCGAGUACGGAUAGCUACCCAAGCAGUUUCAUCUUGAACCUGACUGUUGCCUUGUUGAGUAAUGAGGAUACAUACAUGUUUUUAGGCAGGAACUUCAAACAGAUGAUGUGGCCUAACUCUGUCUUGUAAGGAGUGACCCCUGUAUUUUCUUCCCAUGCAUAUUUAGGAAGUGGUUUUAAUUGGCCUACUGAACUCAUUUGGAGUCUAAUGGGCCCACUGAGAGCUCUCUUAACCCACUGAGAGCUUACCAGACCUGGAGCUCACUCAAGUCACUGGGCACUUUGGGAGCACAGUUUUAAGUUAGAAGCCCUGGUGGACUUGGCUGGGAUCACCUCUUGUAAUUCGCAUUCUACAGUGGCCUUAGGGUGAACUCAUUCUCACUCCAGGGAUGGAGUGUGUAAUACAACCAGCAAGAUUUUUUUUUUUU
Messenger RNA from Dama dama (fallow deer), 2200 nucleotides. RefSeq names its product VCP nuclear cofactor family member 1 (gene VCF1). NCBI's taxonomy places the organism in Eukaryota, Metazoa, Chordata, Mammalia, Artiodactyla, Cervidae. The transcript is spliced from 3 exons. Bases 47 to 502 code for a protein of 151 amino acids. The record is from RefSeq and is a predicted model, not a curated record.